CGGUUCCACAGUGUGGCGUCGCUCGAGCGAUGUUACUUUCAGCUUGAGCGAAUGUUGACUCGCGUGAACGUCGAUCAAACUUCAUUGCAACCUGAUUCAGUAAUUUUAGCAUUUGUUCCAUUCAGGCAUUUUGCUCAUAAAGUUUGGUUCAAUCAUGCGAACCAUAGUGAAACUCUGGAACCAAAAGCAAAAAUUUGUGAAGUGGAAAUGGAAUGUAUGUUUGAUGAAGCUGAGUCGACCAUUACAAUUGGCGAGUUCCUCAAUGAAGUUAAGAAACGGGAACUAGCAUUUCAUAUACAUCUUGGAGUUGUUAGUUAUUACAUUGUGACAAGAUUUACACCUAUGACUCUUGAUGGAGUCAUCCCACGUUACACGACUUUG
Sphenostylis stenocarpa is the source of this 381-nucleotide messenger RNA. NCBI's taxonomy places the organism in Eukaryota, Viridiplantae, Streptophyta, Magnoliopsida, Fabales, Fabaceae. The record is from the annotation of a GenBank genome assembly.